AGGUGACAUCUCGAUUUUUUCUCUCCUCCGCUUCCCUUGCUUCUCCCCCUGAUCUUCCUCCUGCUCUCAGGGAAGGACUAUGCUGUGCUCCAUGCUGCGAUCCUGUCCCCCUCUCCUCUGAGGCUGGUGGCGGGGAGAGAUCAUGGAUACUUGUCUGCUGGCUUUUAGUUUCCACACAAGUAACCCUGCUGUCAAUGGAGGAGGACAUUGAUACCCGCAAAAUCAACAACAGUUUCCUGCGCGAUCACAGCUAUGCGACCGAAGCUGACAUUAUCUCUACGGUAGAAUUCAACCACACAGGAGAAUUACUAGCGACAGGGGACAAGGGGGGUCGGGUUGUAAUAUUUCAACGAGAGCAGGAGAGUAAAAAUCAGCUUCAUCGAAGGGGUGAAUACAAUGUUUACAGCACAUUCCAGAGCCAUGAGCCCGAAUUCGAUUACCUGAAGAGUUUAGAGAUUGAAGAAAAGAUUAAUAAGAUCAGAUGGCUUCCGCAGCAGAAUGCAGCCUACUUUCUUCUUUCCACUAAUGAUAAAACUGUGAAGCUCUGGAAAGUCAGCGAGAGAGAUAAGAGACCAGAAGGCUACAAUCUGAAAGAUGAAGACGGCCGGCUCCGGGAUCCUGCCACUAUUACAACAUUGCGGGUUCCUGUGCUGAGACCCAUGGACCUGAUGGUGGAAGCCACACCCAGAAGAGUAUUUGCCAAUGCACACACGUAUCACAUCAAUUCCAUAUCGGUCAACAGUGAUUAUGAGACCUACAUGUCAGCAGAUGACCUGAGGAUAAACUUAUGGAACUUUGAAAUAACCAAUCAAAGUUUUAAUAUCGUGGACAUUAAGCCAGCCAACAUGGAGGAGCUCACGGAGGUCAUAACGGCGGCAGAAUUCCACCCACUCCACUGCAACACCUUUGUAUACAGCAGCAGUAAAGGGACAAUCCGACUGUGUGACAUGAGGGCAUCAGCCCUUUGUGACAGGCACACAAAAUUUUUUGAGGAGCCAGAAGAUCCAAGCAACAGGUCAUUUUUUUCUGAAAUCAUCUCUUCAAUUUCUGAUGUGAAGUUCAGUCAUAGCGGAAGGUACAUUAUGACCAGGGAUUAUCUGACCGUCAAAGUUUGGGACCUCAACAUGGAAAAUCGGCCCAUUGAGACUUACCAGGUUCAUGACUACCUCCGCAGCAAGUUGUGUUCUCUCUAUGAAAAUGACUGCAUUUUCGAUAAAUUUGAAUGUGUGUGGAAUGGAUCAGACAGUGUCAUCAUGACUGGAUCCUACAACAACUUCUUCAGGAUGUUUGAUCGAAAUACGAAGCGUGAUGUCACCCUGGAGGCUUCCAGGGAAAACAGCAAGCCCAGGGCCAUCUUGAAACCCCGCAAAGUAUGUGUAGGUGGCAAACGGAGAAAAGAUGAGAUCAGCGUGGACAGUCUGGACUUUAGCAAAAAGAUCUUACAUACAGCUUGGCAUCCUUCAGAAAAUAUUAUAGCAGUGGCGGCUACAAAUAACCUAUAUAUAUUCCAGGACAAGGUUAACUAGGAGGACAAGUUAUACUUAAUAAGCUUACAUACUGAAUACUAGUCAAACAAGUUUUUAAAUAUUUCUUUGGGUUUUCAUUUUAUUCAUUGACUUUAAUUUUCCUAUGCAGGAAACAAUUGGAUAGAAGAAAAGCAGUCCAAAGGCCCCCAAAGUCCCCAAUUUUAAGAAACUGUGUUGGCAAAUCCAACAAAUAGGUUCAGAAUACUUUUGUUUAGAAUUGAGAGCUGCCAGGUAAACCAGAACCCUUCCAUAGUUGACUUGAAUUUCUGAUUCUUUUAUUAUGCAGUUCUCUCUGGUGAGUCCAGUGUUUUGUUUCUAGGUGUCUGCUGAGGUGAAAUGAGGUUGUCUGUAGUAUUUAAGGGGGGGAGGGGGAAGAUAAGAUUUUUUUUAAUUAAGCAAUUCCAUUUGAUUGAAAAAUAAACACUGUUUACUCUACUUUUGGAUAAAAAUCUGUUUGCUUCCUAGAAAACCAGAAUUGCUUUCCCCCUCAUUUAAAAAAAAAAUUCUUUUUUGUUGUUGCUGUUCCAAAUAUACAUAUAUAUAUAUACAUAUUUUUACUUUUUAUGAGACUCUGCAGGCAGAUGUUCAGGACCAAGGUUAGAGUUUGGUUAAAAGUUGUAUGUACACUAAGGCUCCUUACAUUUCUCUGUUACAACCCCAGGAAGAUUUGGUUCUAGAUAUGCUUCUGUGCUUUGGUGAAUUAGUAGAAAACACUUAAAAGAGAAUUUCCAAAGUCUGCCAUGAUAAACUUAUAGGGGCCUGGACUCUACCCUCUUUUAUUUAAUUUUACUUUUUUCUCUGUCUGCUUCUUUUAAGUAAUUAUUUAUUUAUUUACUUAUUCAUUCCUUUAAUGAAAGCCUAAAGACAAAAAAAAAAGUUGCUGCUUAUAUUUUGACAUUCCAAAUGAGGGAUCAUCCCUUUCCAGAGUGUCCCAAAUUGGAAACUGACACUCAAGAAUUCUCCUUAUUCCCCCACUUCUUCCCUCAGAUAUUAGAGCCAACAGAGUAACAAAGCCCAGUUGAUGCUGGAAUAAGAUUAAUCAAUUUUAAAAGGCCAUUUUCUGAAAGCUAAUUGGAAUUUGCAACACCCCCAAAAGCUUACUCUUUUCCUUUCCAAGGUGAAAACCCAUGAGGUUGGACUACUUCUCCUAGUGUAAAAACUGUGCAUGAAAGGAACAAACUGUCUGUGAAAUCCACCGGAAUCUGCUAAGAUUGUCUAAUCCUUCAAUGCCUCCUACUCAAUUGGGGUUUCUGACUUGUGACCCUUCCUGAGAAAUGCCACUGAUAUCCCCCUAAAGUACCUCAGGGAGUACAACUCAAUGAAUUCAAAGGAUUUCUGGCUCCUGGGAGAGUUCCCACAAACACACCAGGGCCUGGAUUUCACAGUAGCUGCAGUAUUUGCUCAGGUGCUGGCCACUCACUCAACCUUUCAUAGACCAUCUAACCUGCCACCUGAGAGAAGAAAGGUGGGUCAGGACAGACCUCAUGGGCGGCGAUCGUUAAAGGCGGGUUUUCAUUGGUAUGUGGCUUUCCAUAGAGCCAGAAAAAUCACAACUUUCAGGGUUGACAUUGAAGGGAACAUUGCCAGGACUGGGGAAUAAGGGGAAAUAGCAGAAGUCCAUCCUAUUUUCCCAGUGUCUUUUUUGUUUUACCUUGUAUCAAAAGCCUGUUCUGUAACACCCCAAGUAAAAUUCUCUCAGUUGUCCUCUUA
This is a messenger RNA of Antechinus flavipes (yellow-footed antechinus), 3236 nucleotides long. RefSeq names its product protein phosphatase 2 regulatory subunit Bbeta (gene PPP2R2B). NCBI's taxonomy places the organism in Eukaryota, Metazoa, Chordata, Mammalia, Dasyuromorphia, Dasyuridae. Gene Ontology annotation, cellular component: cytosol; protein phosphatase type 2A complex. The record is from RefSeq and is a predicted model, not a curated record. The transcript is spliced from 9 exons. The coding region runs from base 195 to 1526 and encodes 443 amino acids. Gene Ontology annotation, molecular function: protein phosphatase regulator activity; protein binding. Gene Ontology annotation, biological process: peptidyl-serine dephosphorylation.